This is a messenger RNA of Psylliodes chrysocephalus, 1606 nucleotides long. The record is from the annotation of a GenBank genome assembly. Lineage: Eukaryota; Metazoa; Arthropoda; Insecta; Coleoptera; Chrysomelidae.
CUGUGGUGUCAAUCAAUGUAAAAAAUUCCGAAAAUUUAUUUUUAACAAAAUUUUAUCAAUAUGACAAUGAAAGAUGUUACUUAUUUAAUAUUCAUUUUUGUUACAAAUUACGUUACAUCGGCACCUAUUUUCGGCUCAGAUCAAUGUAUAAGUAUUUGCAAAAAUGUAAAAUUACCUACCUUGGAUUUGGCUUUUUAUGAGCAAGUAGUUUGUCAAAGAGGAUGCAGAUUCUUUAAUAUAAUCAAAUUUAAGGAUAUUCCUAAUAUUAAUCAGACAAAAAAAGAAUGUCACAUUUCGUGCGAAGAAUCGUAUAUUAUAAACGAAGAAAAAGAUAUAUGUCAAACAGGAUGUAAUCUUAUGGCUAAAGAACAAGAGAGUUUCAUUUCAACAUUUUUGAUCGAGACAGAAAACAGUAUUGUGUUGGCAAGUCCAGACAGAGAAAUCGAGUUAGAUUUACUUUCAGAUCCCAGUAUCAAAAGUCAGUUGGAAAUUGGAUUUAAUAUUGAUUAUAAAAUCCCAGCUACUAACAUUAGAACCAUGCCUAUUGAAAUAGAAGAAGAAUUUAAGGUUAAAGAAACUGGUGACUGGUUGGAUUGCGCCUCAAGGAACUCUGGCAUACCAAGAUGGAUACUGCUUUCCGCCAUUUUAUCAGCUGUCUUAAUUGCCCUAUGGCUGAGUUUCUCCACAGAAAAACGAAACGGCUCAGAAGAAGAAAUCCAAGAAAUUGACAUACCUGAUGAAAAAUUACUAAUAGCUAGUGAUGAACUGUCAUUAAUUAAAGAUGAAACUAUUUUAGAAUCAGGACCUGUAUUUCCUAAUGCUGCUAACAAGGAGGCACCUCCUAAAUAUACUGCAAGAAGUGAGGAAGUCUAAAUGCUGUAAACUUUGAUUUUAUUUAAAAAAAAAAUAGCCAGUAGUUCUCUUUAUUAUAAUCUGAUAUGGAUGGUGUUAUUUAUUUUCUAUAUGAGUUGCAGGGGAAAUAUGUGUGCAUGAUGCCAUUUCUGUACUAAAGUCAAAUAUUACACAAUCAUUUUUGUAUUGGUAUAAUCUAUUAUUAAGCAAAGUAUUUUGUAUGUGUUUUAUUAUGUGCCCUCAAAUUUAUCUAACAGCUAUUUUUAGAUAUUAAAUGGGUUUAAAAAGAGAUUUACAUAUUGUACACAUAAUUCUAUUUCUGCAAAUUUUACAUUUUACAGGCAAUGUGUGCCAUCUAAAAAAUUGAUCUCGAAACCAUUUCUUGGAAUAAGGAAUGGUUGAACUGUACUGAUUGUUGUUAUUGUGCUUGUUUAUUGGGCUAGUAUCAGUAAAGUAAACAAACAAUUUGUUGAUUUGCUCCAUGAUUGAAAACUGUCUUAAUUCUGACGUUCAAUACUCUCUGAUUACUAUUAUAUUAUUGAUUAUAAUCCUGUGGAUUUUUGUUUAUCCAAUAAAUCUUUCUAGAUGUAAUAUUUACUAUUAUUGUGAUUUUUGAAUUUACCAAAGUAAUAAAGGUAACUUGUAAGCAAUGUAAAGUGAAUGUUGUUUGUAACUGAAAAUGCUCUGUGUAAGAACAUGAAGUUUGUUGUUUUAAAUUUAGACUUCAAAUUAAUAAAUCAAGUAAAUUAUUUAA